AUGCUCCGGGGUACAGCUCGCCGUCGACAAUCGGAGAACUCAACUCCGCCGGCAAAAAAGAAACGGCGUCGGGAUCAACGGGAGGGCGUAGGGUACGGCGGAGGAGUCGGUCCACACCCUGGCGGAUAUAUAGCGGUCGCGGCAAGCCGGUCGGCAAAUCUACGUACUGCUGGGAUGGCGGAAGUCGAUGAAUUUCAGUCGCCGGAGAUGGAAACUUUGAACAACGUGUUGCAAGGACGAAGAGAGUCGUCUGAGAGGGCAAAAGCCGACAAAUAUCCGCCGGCGACGGCGACGGUGAUGCCAGGCGGUGGCAGCGGCGGCGGCAAGGGAAAGUUCAAAUAG
This is a messenger RNA of Striga asiatica, 342 nucleotides long. Lineage: Eukaryota; Viridiplantae; Streptophyta; Magnoliopsida; Lamiales; Orobanchaceae. The record is from the annotation of a GenBank genome assembly.